This is a messenger RNA of Symbiodinium sp. CCMP2592, 3111 nucleotides long. NCBI's taxonomy places the organism in Eukaryota, Dinophyceae, Suessiales, Symbiodiniaceae. The record is from the annotation of a GenBank genome assembly.
AUGGCGCUCACAAAGGCAGAGCAGGAGCAGCUCAAGCGGCUCAUCGCAGGAAGGACGCAGGAAUCAGAGGAGUCGCGGCCGAAGAGGCGAUUUGUGAGCUCACGGACGAAGACCAUGAUGCUCCGCAGCCCGAUCGAUGUCCGCGAUCUCAGCUUUCGGCUGCAGACAUUUCCCUUCUUCUCGAACUCGCACCGAGAUUUCCUGUCCCUGCUUUCCAUGGAGCUGGACAUUCGCAUCUUUCAUCCUGGUCAAACCAUCUUGCGAGAGAGCGAGUACGGCGAGAUGACGUAUAUCUUGGUGCACGGCGAGGUAGAGGUGGUCACGGAGUCCAUGCCCGAGGGCCAUCCGCCCAUCCGAAUGCGGGCCCCGUCCAUCUUUGGCGAGAGUCCCCUGCUUUUGGGGGCCCCUGCCAGGCGGACGGCCACGAUUAUCGCAAAGGCCAUUUGCGACGUGCGUAUGAUCCACCAGCGCAUCUUCAAUCAGUUGCUUAGCCACUUUCCUUCGGAGAGGGUCGUCUACCGAAAGAUGGCGAAGGAACGCUACGGGAAGAGGCGGCGUAAGAAGCGCGGAGUCUCGAUCUCGUCCACCGAGACCAAGGACACGCGGCCUUCCUCUGUAGCCACGGUUCUGGAGGAGCCCAAGGAGACGCUGCCAGAUCUCGAGACCAGAAAGCCGAAGCCCCGAAAGGGGCCAGCUGACGUCAGCGCUUCCCCACGGGGCGAAUCUGCCGAUCUAAGUGAUUUGGUUAUUCCAGGGCUCCGGCUGUGGCUGUCCGUCCUGUCUCUGGCUGUGCUCGCGUCGACCCUGGCCUUUGCCCUGCCAUCAGAGCCUCCACGAGAUGGGGCUACGGUUCGAAGGCCGAUGACGGUGAGCGGCACGAGGGACCUCGCGAACAAAAUCUACAAGAUGGAGGACUCCCAGGCUCUGGAUUUCCUGGAGCGGUGGUUCGAGGGCCAGGAGGACGUGGGUGGUCUGAGGAGGCUGCCUCCCAGGGUCCGGCAGAGCCUGCGGACGGCCAUGAACACGAUCAUCAAGGCGGCUGGGAACGAAGGCAAGUUGUCCCAGAGUUACACCUGGUAUCAGCGGAUGCGUGACGCGAAGAUCGACACGAACCCCCGGACCUUCGGAAAGCUAGUUGCUGCAGCCGCAAAAGCUGGACUCGUAGAGGAUGCUGAGCUCUGGCUGGAGUCGAUGUUAGAAGAGGGCUUCCAGCCGGAUCUGGUGGCCAUCUCUUCGGUCAUAACAGCAUGCUGCGAGGCCAAAGAGCCUUCGCGCGCCGAGCGGUGGUUCGAGCAGCUAGUGCAGCAGGGGCUAACACCGGACCUGAUUGCCUACAACAGCAUGAUCGACGUACAUGCCGAAGUGGGAGAUGGUGAGAAAGCAGCUGAAUGGCUCCAGAAGGCAAUGGAUGCAGGAAUUGAUGUCAGCACGGCCUGCUACAAUGCUGUGAUCAAGGGGUACUGCCGCCAGGGCGACCUGGAGGGUGCCAAUGAGUGGCUGCAAAAAUCCAAGGCAGCCGGCCGUGGUCUCGACAUCAUGUCGUACAACACGGUCCUGAACUACUUCGCCGAGGAGGGAGACCUGAAGAAAGCACAGGACUGGUUCGGCAAGCUGAAGGCCUCUGGCCUGCAGUUGGACCAGGUGUCCUUCAACACCAUGAUCAAAGCUGCUGUUUCGGCCGACAAGCUGCCACAGACAGAGGAGUACAUCCAGGAGAUGCUCGCGAAUAGCAUGCAGCCAACAACUGCGACAUACGUGAGUCUGGUCUCCGCCUAUGCCGACCAGGGCGAUCUGGAAACGGCACAGCUGUGGUACGACAAGGCUGAAAGGGCAGGGAAGACGAACAAGAACAUUGAUACGGCGCUUGCAAAGGCGCAAGUGAAAGUGCGGCCCUUCAUUCAGAUCGUUUCGGCUUAUCAGUGGCCCAUCUCGCACCUUUCUGCCUCGAUCCCUCGGACUCUAGCAAUGGCUUCCGUGAAGAGCAUGAUCGCCGCCGGCCUCCUUGCUGCGCCUUGCGCAGACGCUUUUGUGGCACCGGGAGGGUCCCAGUCCUCCCAGGCCGUCUCUGGCCUUCGAGGCUCCACGGCUGUGAAGGCUGAGUCUGGCUUCAGCACCUCGGCGUUGGCCGUCGCCACGACCGGCGCUGCGGUGCUGAGCUUCGUGGGAUUGGCGAUGAUGGGCGCACUCGGCAUGCUAACGCAGAGCCUGGUGCAGCUGCCCGGAAUGGAGGGCGUGCCGAAGGACAUUUCGGCCUUCAGCACAGGUGCCGGCCAAACCGGCUUCCUCAUUACCAUCGCCAUCAUUGCGGUAUUGGAGGCGGCUGUCUUCGUUCAGGACGACAGCAAGGAGCCAGGCAGCACCCGGCUGAAUGCGCUUUCGGACGUGAAGUGCAUCGGGAUUGACUUGGCUGGCCAGUUGGCAUCAUUUUCGCCGUUACAGGCGUUGCAGUCGAAUGGCCUGCACAUGGAGAUUGUUUCGGCUUAUCAGUGGCCCAUCUCGCACCUUUCUGCCUCGAUCCCUCGGACUCUAGCAAUGGCUUCCGUGAAGAGCAUGAUCGCCGCCGGCCUCCUUGCUGCGCCUUGCGCAGACGCUUUUGUGGCACCGGGAGGGUCCCAGUCCUCCCAGGCCGUCUCUGGCCUUCGAGGCUCCACGGCUGUGAAGGCUGAGUCUGGCUUCAGCACCUCGGCGUUGGCCGUCGCCACGACCGGCGCUGCGGUGCUGAGCUUCGUGGGAUUGGCGAUGAUGGGCGCACUCGGCAUGCUAACGCAGAGCCUGGUGCAGCUGCCCGGAAUGGAGGGCGUGCCGAAGGACAUUUCGGCCUUCAGCACAGGUGCCGGCCAAACCGGCUUCCUCAUUACCAUCGCCAUCAUUGCGGUAUUGGAGGCGGCUGUCUUCGUUCAGGACGACAGCAAGGAGCCAGGCAACUUUGGCAAUCCCGUGCCUCUGGUUGGGGAUGAUUAUUCGGAUGAGAUGCGCAACCGCGAGAUCAACAACGGCAGGAUCGUGAAAGGGGUAUCAAUGUACGGAGUCGAGCAUGGUCCUUGGAUGUUGUCUGGUCUUCCUGUGACUUUCAAUAGCAGGUCGCGGGGGUCUUUAGUCUUCUCGUUCUGA